Molecule: messenger RNA, 417 nt
Organism: Gregarina niphandrodes
Lineage: Eukaryota; Apicomplexa; Conoidasida; Eugregarinorida; Gregarinidae
Product: putative retrovirus polyprotein
Exons: 1
Source: RefSeq, a predicted model, not a curated record
AUGCCGUUUGGUCUUAAGAACGCCCCAGCCACUUUCCAACGAAGUAUGAAUUUCCUACUCGACGACCUUCGCUACUCCGGUGUUCUUGUGUACCUGGACGACAUACUUAUCCACUCCCCGGACAUCCCGACCCUACUCAAACUGAUGGACAAAGUGUUCCACCGCCUACUCAACGCCGGCUACACCAUCAACCUACAGAAGUGUCAGUUCCUUCCGCCAACUCUACUAUACCUUGGCCACAUUAUUGAAGACGGAAUAAUCCGACCCAAUCCCAAGAAGGUCGAGGCCAUCCAAUUGCUCAAGUCGCCCCCCACGUCCCACGAAGUUCGUUCUUUACUCGGUGUCGCUGGGUUCCUGCAAGCCUUUAUCCCUAACUACUCCCAAGUUACUGCUCCCAUUACUGACUUGCUGAAGGGA